UCAUCUAUCGCUGCAAUGGCGGCUGGAGAAGGAAACUGUUUUAUUGGCUGUAAUACAGAAUCCAGUUAUUUGCAUAGAGCCCGUCGCUUCAUUUCAAGCAGAGACAUUUGCGAUGUUGCCAAAGAAAGUUGUGGUUUAGGAGGUGAGUUCAGGAGGGAUUCAUCUGAAAAGUAUCAGCAGGAUUUACCUGGUGAUACAUCGCCACCUGGCGCCACCAGAACUGAAGGAAGCUUCUGUUCUUCACUGAUCUGCAGAUGUUGUGGCGAUGGCGGCCCCGCCCCCCCAGCGGUUCCCCACUGUGGACGUCCCUGACCACGCCCAUUACACCAUCGGCUCCGUCAUCCUGGCCAUCGGCAUCACGGGGGUGGUCGGGAACUUCCUGGUGAUCUACGCCUUCAGCAGGAGCCGCAGCCUGCGGACGCCGGCCAACAUGUUCAUCAUCAACCUGGCCGUCACCGACCUGCUGAUGUGCCUCACCCAGUCGCCCGUCUUCUUCACCACCAGCAUGAACAGGAGGUGGAUCUUUGGAGAGAAAGGCUGUGAGCUCUACGCCUUCUGCGGCGCCCUCUUUGGGAUCUGCUCCAUGAUCACGCUGAUGGUGAUCGCCAUUGACCGUUACUUCGUCAUCACGCGCCCUCUGACCUCCAUCGGGAUGUUGUCACGGAAACGGGCGCUCCUCAUCCUGCUGGCGGUGUGGGCGUAUUCGCUGGCCUGGAGCCUGCCGCCGUUCUUCGGCUGGAGUGCCUACGUACCUGAAGGUCUCCUCACUUCCUGUACCUGGGACUACAUGACCUUUACCCCCUCGGUGCGGGCCUACACCAUGCUGCUCUUCAUCUUCGUCUUCUUCCUGCCGCUCUUCAUCAUCAUCUACUGCUACGUCUUCAUCUUCAGAGCCAUCCGCUCCACCAACAGGGCGGUGGGGAAGCUCAGCAGCUCUCGGGACGCAGUGAAGAGUUUCCACCGACUGCAGAACGAGUGGAAGAUGGCGAAGAUCGCUCUGAUCGUCAUCCUGCUGUACGUCGUGUCCUGGUCGCCGUACUCCGCCGUCGCCCUCACUGCCUUCGCAGGGUACGCGGACAUGUUGACCCCCUACAUGAACUCCGUCCCCGCCGUCAUCGCCAAGGCCUCCGCCAUCCACAACCCCAUCAUCUACGCCAUCACACACCCAAAGUACAGGCUGGCUCUGGCCAAGUACAUCCCGUGUCUGGGCGCGUUGCUGUGCGUCCGUCUGCGUGACCUUCGCUCCUCCAGCAGCAGCUUCCAGUCGACGCGCCGCUCCACUGUCACCAGCCAGAGCUCCGACAUCAGCAGCCAAUACCGGCACGGCGCCGCCAAGGCCCGCCUCUCCUCGGCCUCCGACAGCGAAUCGGGUCUGACGGACACAGAGGCCGACCUGUCCAGUCUGGGCUCACGGCCGGCGAGCCGCCAGGUUUCCUGUGACAUCAGCAGAGACACCGCCGAGCCGCCAGGCGGAAAACAGUCGACCAGCUUCAAGGCCAAGCUGAGGAACCACGACUCAGGAAUCUUUGAAAAGACAUCGUUUGACACCAUGUCCAUGGGAGGAGUCAGUGAACGCAGCAGCGUCCCAAAUAGCGGGGACGCCUCAGAGGGACACCUGAUGAGGGGACAGAUCGGCCGGAUCCCCAGCAUCGUCGUCACCUCAGAGACCAGCCCCUUCCUGUCCAUCGGCCGGAGCGGGUCGCGGACGUCCCGGCCCAAAGCCUCCAGCUGCAUCCUGGGGGCGGGGCCGGGGUAGAGCCCCGCCCACUGGUCAUGUGACCGGCUCAGAUCCCGGCAGAUGAAACCAGAGUUUAUAAAUUACUCAAGUUCAAAGUUAAUUUAAUGCAACAGAGAUCUGUCGACCUUCAUGAAGGCUGAGGGAAAAACUAAACUGAAUAAUAUCUGACAGUCAUUUUGAUUCCAGUAAAAAUGGAAAAAAAUCAUAAAAUAAGAUCAUGUUGUAUCUGUUUUAACCAAAGAUCUGAUUCCAGCUUUUAAAGUUUUUGUGAUGUGAAAGUAAUAAAACUGAACAAACUGCAGUGGUGGGUGCUAAUCUGCUAAUCUGCUAAUCUGCUAAUCUGCUAACCAACCAGUAGCUGAGCUAAUGUUUUGUUUAGCGCUUUAAUGUUAGCUUCCACUAGAUACUGUAUUGUAAUUGAACUUUAGCAUUAAUGGAACUAAUAUAAAUGUUGGUGCGUUAGCAUUAGCAAAGCUAACCUGUUAGCUAGCGGUGCCCACCACUGCUGAGCUGUCAUUGAAAACAGACCAAAUUAAUCAAGUUCAUCUUUAAACAAUUUAUUCCAGAUUCAGACAGAAACAUGUCGGGACAGAAUCCGGAUCGGGUUUAACUGAGACGGUGAGGGAGCAGAACCGGCUGGACGGUUCUGAUCAGAUUUAUCUGCCAAUGUGAUCAGAAAACUUCUGCACACCUGUACAGAUGUCCUCAGCUCUGAUUGGUUGGUUCCGACUGAACCACUCCUAGCUGACCCCAAAGAGACCCGGUCCAGUCGGGUUCUGAUGGUUUGUUCCCCUGAGGGGAGGAAACCAGAUGUUCAUGUUUGUGUAUUUAUGGGAUGUUUUUCCUGUUUCAGUUUUUAUUGUUCUGAAUGUUUAGAUGUUCUCUGGUUCUGGAACCCAAAGCCGGUCCAGCUGAACCGGAACAGAACCCUGUCCUGCAGCUGAUUGGUUCCAGACAACAUGAUGUCACUGUGAGGUUUGAGCUCCAGGUGAACAACCAUGUGACCCUGUUUGGGUCGGGAUGUUCCGGUCCAGCGGAGCUGGAAUGUUCUGCUCUUUGUUUUCUGGACGGUUUUUGUUUGGUCAGUAAAACUGGACCAGAACCUCCGCCUGAACCCGGGUGCUAGAACAGAACCUUCAGUCCAGAACCUUUGAGUGGUUCUGUCACUUUAUUUUCUCCCAUCCUGCAGUGUAAAUAUUAAUGUUUGUGAUCCUGAAGCUGUAAAUGUUCUGAGUAUUUAUGCUGACCCGUGUUGACCCGGUUUAUUUUUCUAAGUAAAGAUCCGUUGUCCAGCCCAGCCGCUCCGUCUGGUUCUGUUUUAGAAAUAUCAGUAAUGCUCUGCAGCUCAGAUUAUAAUCUGAGAAAAAGAAUCAAAUUAAGAAUCGGUACCAGGAACGUUUCCAGUCUGGUUCUGGUUCUCCAGAACUCGUCUGUUCGGUGUCGAUAUAAACUGGAGCUGAAGGCCGAGCGUCUCCGUUUCCAUGGAGACGAUGGAUCCGACCAGGAAAUGAAGUUCAGUUAGUUCACAAACAUCCGAAUAGAAACUCAUGAUUCCCACUGAAAUGAAAUCCAAACUGAAUAUUUAAGGUCUGACGACUUUGCAUAAAAGAAUCAAAAAUAAAUAAAAUGUAUUUCAGAACUCUUUAUUGUACUUAUUCAAAUAAGCAAUUUAUUGAUGGAUGAAAAACAGAGUGAAGAGUUUUAAUGAAUUAAUGACAUUUCAGUAAUUUCAUCUAUCUAAAGUGCUGCUUGAAAGUUUGUGAACCAUCAUUGUUUUCUAAAGAAAAAUAAUCGUGAAAUGAAAUUCCAUAUCUCAAAUUGUAAACAGACUUUCCAAAUAAAGGAAACAAAGAAAAAAGAUACUCGUUUUUAUUAUUUAUUCAGCAAAAGUAUUUUAUCUGUCAAAAAACAGCAAAUCUGCCAAGUGCUAAAGUGUGUGAACUCUUCCAGUUAAACCUUGUGGCAGCUCCUUUAGCAGCCGUUACUUUAACUAGACGUCUUCUGUAACCACAGAGUGUCUCAUCUGAUUUUUGUCCAGUUGAGUGAGGUUGGAGGGACAUCUGGCAUGUACUGCCUGUUUCAGAUCUUGCCACAGCAUUUCUAUGGGAUUGAGAUCCGGACUUGGACUGGGCCAAUCCAGAGUGUGAACCUCCUUUUUCUUAAGCCAUUCUUUGGUUGUUUUGCUGGAAUACUUUGGGUCGUUGCUGCAUAAUCCAUUUCCAUCUCAGCUUCAACUGCCUGACUGCUGGCAGGAGAUUCUGGUCAAGAAUUUGUUGAUAGUCCUGAGAAUUGAUGGUUCUCUGUAUUAUAUGGAGUCGUCCAGGUCUGGAGGCAGAAAAUCAGGCCCAGACUUUCACAGUUCCACCACCAUGCUUCACUGUUGGGAGGAGGUUCUUCUCUUUAAAUGUUUACUUUUCUCUAAACAUGGCGCCUGUGAUUCAGCUUUGGACUCUUCCGUCCAGAGAAUGGACUUCCAGAAAGCCUCCGGUUUGUCCAAGUGUUCUCUGGGAAGGUUUUUUUACUUUCUUGAGAGCAGAGGUUUCCUUCUAGCAACUCUCCCAUGAAUGCCAUGUCUAUUGAUAUUUCACCUGAUUGUACAUGCAUGCAC
Messenger RNA from Gambusia affinis (western mosquitofish), 4346 nucleotides. RefSeq names its product opsin 4a (melanopsin) (gene opn4a). Gene Ontology annotation, cellular component: membrane. The transcript has 11 exons. NCBI's taxonomy places the organism in Eukaryota, Metazoa, Chordata, Actinopteri, Cyprinodontiformes, Poeciliidae. The coding region runs from base 266 to 1756 and encodes 496 amino acids. The record is from RefSeq and is a predicted model, not a curated record. Gene Ontology annotation, molecular function: G protein-coupled receptor activity. Gene Ontology annotation, biological process: visual perception; G protein-coupled receptor signaling pathway.